AUGGGUCAUUCGUCAUCUAAACUUCCAGAAGUAGACACUCGAAAACCCAAGAACGUAACCCCGACGAUCGUGGAUAUUACUUUCGAAGAGUCGAAUGGUACAGAGUUUCAGCUACAUUUUCCAUCAACAAGUCCAUGGUCUGCUCGCUGGCUGAGACUAUUCCCAGGUAUGUUACAAUUCUCUGAAGGGUCAACCAGAGAUGAUCCAAUGGUGAUGGCGGUAUAUCCGGUAGAAAACAAUGAUUAUGCUAUUCAAUUACCACCUCGAAGAGGUGACAAGAGAGCUUUCUUGAGAAUAUUAAAUGUUCCAACUGAAGUCUUGUAUUUGUUAGAAUACAAAUCAGACUCAGGUGUAAAGUAUACAUUCGAGUGGUUACACAGUGAUACCCAGGACGGAAGUUGGAUAUUGAAACAGAGCGUUCCACCAUGUGGACAAUCUAAAGACUCACAAAAUGGCAUAGCGAAAUGGUUUCCUGGAGAUCUUUCCAAGGGUGAAAUAGGACAUUUCGAGACCCUCUUAGAGAGUUGGAAUUUGACGUUUGGUAUAUACUUCCCAUUGGUGGUAAUGGCAACGGCGCUCUACAUUGAGUGCAUAAAUAAUCCGAAAUUAUGCAAGCAAGGAAAUUCCACAUAUCCAGGACCCGAUUUAGUGGGAAAAUGCGGUAAUCCAGGUGGAAUUGCAGAAUAUAUGAGUUGA
Molecule: messenger RNA, 696 nt
Organism: Sungouiella intermedia
Lineage: Eukaryota; Fungi; Ascomycota; Pichiomycetes; Serinales; Metschnikowiaceae
Source: the annotation of a GenBank genome assembly